Molecule: messenger RNA, 756 nt
Organism: Colletotrichum paranaense
Lineage: Eukaryota; Fungi; Ascomycota; Sordariomycetes; Glomerellales; Glomerellaceae
Exons: 1
Coding region: 1-756 (251 amino acids)
Source: RefSeq, a predicted model, not a curated record
AUGAGCCUUUUGGACGCCUCUAGGCCCAGUGCCCCGCCACGCCUGUCAUCCCUCCCUUGGGGCAGUCUCAACGGGCCAAAAGGGAUCCAGACGAAGAGAAACACAAGGAACAGAAAAUGUCAAAUCAAUCCCCCAAAAGCAUACAUCAAGUUGGUACUCUGUUUUCUGGGUUUCAACACUCACACACAACCCACUGCUGGCAUACUUCGCAAUGCCGUUUGUAAUCGUCAAAUUUGUCGAAAAGGGACGAUCGCUGGAUCUGUCGCUUCUCCCGCCUCGAUUCACUCCGUGGCUCUUCGCCUUCGGGCACCAUUUUCUUUGUCAAGCACAUACUAUUACCCCGUCGACUUGGAAUAUUUGCAUCUGUUUUCAUCCGGGAUAUAUCAUUGGUGGUCUUUCUGUCGCUUCGAGUUUAUAAUUUCGUCUUUAGUCGGUCGGGUACUCGUGGGGUUUUUGGAGCUUGGUACGGCGGUUUGUGCUGUCUUAUUUAAUAUUUUCUUUUACAGUUCUUUCACUCCUUUCUCAUCGGGGCGUUCAUCGACCAUGUCGACUGAACAUGUUCCCGAUGAUAUGAUACAACGAAAGCAUAACAGCCGGAGCCGGUCGGGCGGAUGGGGGAAAGCCACUGGCAUGUUGGGAAUCAUUGGACGAUAUCCGAAUCUUGACGGCCCUUUUACGACCUUGGUGGAGAGGGUGAAAUCGCAUGGGGAUGGGAGGAGCAGGACAAUAAUGAGGAUGGAAGGAGGUUCAGGGUAA